AUGCCCUUCGCAGCAACCCCGAGCCGAGCUGCGAGCAGCCUCUCCCAGCGGCCCAAUGCGAACCACGUCUCCUUCCCGGGCGCCGUCAAGAGCGCCUUCACGAGCACGCUCAAGUUUGAGACGCCCGGCGAGUACCCGGCCGUGCCAACCUACCGCGUCGUCGACCAGAACGGCGCCAUCGUGGACGACUCGUUCACGCCGGACCUCGGCGAGGAGGAGGUCGUGAAGCUGUACAAGGACAUGGUCUUCAUCUCGGUCAUGGACCUCAUCAUGUUCGACGCGCAGCGUCAGGGCCGGCUGAGCUUCUACAUGGUCUCGGCGGGCGAGGAGGCGCUGAGCGUCGGCUCGGCCAGCGUGCUCACGCCCGAGGACGUUAUCUUCUGCCAGUACCGCGAGCAGGGCGUCUUCAAGCAGCGCGGCUUCACGACGGCGGACUUUAUGAACCAGCUGUUCGCCAACUCAAAGGACCCCGGAAGAGGGAGGAACAUGCCGGUGCACUACGGUAGCAAGGAGCUAAAUAUUCACACGAUUUCGUCCCCGUUGGCGACGCAGCUGCCGCAGGCGUCGGGGGCGGCGUACGCAUUGAAGAUGCAAAGGAUGCAGGACCAAUCGAUACCUCCGAGAGUAGUCGCGGCUUACUUUGGCGAGGGCGCCGCCAGUGAGGGCGACUUCCACGCCGCCCUCAACAUCGCCGCCACGCGGUCGUGUCCCGUCAUCUUCAUCUGCAGGAACAACGGCUAUGCCAUCUCAACGCCGACACUGGAGCAGUACCGGGGAGACGGUAUCGCCAGCAGAGGUCUGGGAUACGGCAUCGACACCAUCCGGGUGGAUGGCAACGACAUUUGGGCCGUACGGGAGGCCACCAAGAAGGCGCGUGAGAUGGCGCUAGAGAACGGGGGCAGGCCCGUCCUCAUCGAGGCCAUGACUUACCGCGUGAGCCAUCACAGCACGUCGGACGACUCAUUCGCCUACCGUGCCAGGGUCGAGGUGGAAGACUGGAAGCGGAGGGACAACCCGAUCACGCGGUUGCGCAAGUGGAUGGAGGCCAAGGGCAUGUGGGAUGAGAACAAGGAAAAGGAGUGCCGCGACUCCACGAGACGGGAGGUCUUGAAGGCAUUCAAGGAGGCUGAGAACGAAAAGAAGCCGCCCAUUCGGGGCAUGUUUGAAGAUGUUUACGAAGAGCUGACGCCGGACUUGAAGCAGCAGAUGACGCAGCUGCGGGAACACCUCGACAAGUACCCUGACGAAUAUGAUUUUAGUGAGUUUGAGGGCGGCAAGGACAGUCUGAAGGCGUAG
Molecule: messenger RNA, 1296 nt
Organism: Colletotrichum chrysophilum
Lineage: Eukaryota; Fungi; Ascomycota; Sordariomycetes; Glomerellales; Glomerellaceae
Exons: 2
Coding region: 1-1296 (431 amino acids)
Biological process (GO): branched-chain amino acid catabolic process
Molecular function (GO): oxidoreductase activity, acting on the aldehyde or oxo group of donors, disulfide as acceptor
Source: RefSeq, a predicted model, not a curated record